GAUAGCCACUUUCAUGUGACAACUGCACAGAGACGAUUACUUCACGAGUAGUAACAAUUUUUGGAACAAGCACAGUUACGGAGCAACUGAACGUUGGAUCGAUGCAGCCCCAUCAAGUUGUCGCCGUUUUUUUCACUGGACACACAGUGAGCUGUAAUUAAGGGAACAACAUUCACAAGAUUGCACUGUGCUUUGUGCACUAGGAGUCAAUUGUGGCCAGAAUGAACAGACGCAAGCCUGUGGUUGAACAAACAUGCCUUUGUGCUAGGCCUGGCUCUCUCGCCCUCUCGGUGUAAGGCGGAGCAUCCUCCACAUCAGACAGUGAUGGACGAGCAGCAGCAGGUCGCAAUAAAACACACAUCCUCCUCCUCCUCCUCCUGGUCCUGCGGUGGCUUCUCUGCAGUCACAUCCCGGUCCGGGUGGUCCUCCUUUUGAGGUGAUUCCAGACUGCCGCAUGCAGGGUAAGGGGGGGCGUUGGGGGAGCAAAUGGCCAGGAAAAGAGGCGACGGAUGGGAGGAUGCUCAAUGACUGAAUGAGCAGCUGCUUGUUUGCAGGUUUGUCCUCUGCCAACGUCCACGAUGGAGUCCACCCACCUCCUGGGCGGGGCUAAGAAGCGGGUAAAGAUCCACCCUCACACGGUCACGGCCAAGUAUGUGACGCAGACCCCCUACUCCCCGCAACCCGGCGUACACACGCACUUCCCCCAGCCCGGCGACGAGGGCUACGAUGACGCGCCGUCCUUCGAGGACUUCGGCUCUUUCCUGGAGGAGACGUCGGACAGGAAGCGGCUGACGGAGGCCAAGAGAUGGCCGCUCGCUCUGUUCGGCUCCAAAGACAAAGACGAGGCCGCCGCCCCGAGACCUCUGGCCGGCGGGAGCGGCGACAGCGGCGAAGGGGGAGCUAGGGCGGCCAAGGGUCCCGGGAAAGGGGUCGGGGAGCAGCUGGCCAGCUUCGGGGAGGCCUCGGUGUCGGCGUCGCGGCUCACCUGGGUGGGGCUUCUGGGGGCGGCGCUGGCUAACGGCUGUGCGAUCGUCCUGACUCGGACGGCCUCGGAACGCUUUGGCCUGGGCCCCCUCUUUCUCCUCCUGUUUCGGUCCGUGUUGCAGCUCCUGUCCGUGGCCGUGCCGCUGUACAAGGGGGAGAACCCUUUUGGACCGGAAGGUUACCGCCUCCGUCUGCUGUGUUACGGAGUGGCCUACUCGCUGUCCCUGUGCUGCGGUUACUCCUCGCUGUCCUUCGCCUCCCCCGAGGACGCCGGCCCCGCCUGGCGCCUGGCCACCACGGCGCUGUCGGCCACCCUGGCCUUCCUGUUGCUGGAGGAGCGUCUGGGCUUGGCUGACGGCAUCACCCUUGCGGCAGGACUGUGCGGUUUGGGCGUUCUGCUGCUUCCUACGGCAGAUGAAAGCAAUUCCGAUUCACCUACAGACCCCGUGGUAUUCUGGAGGGGAGCAUUUGGGUGGUCCCUGUCAGCGCUGGCGGGGCUGUGGAUGGCCCUGGCCCUGGUGGGGUACCGGUCGCUGAAGGAGAGAAUUGGCGUGGCUACGGCUCUGUUCACAGUGAGCUGGACAAGCUGUGUGCUUACCCCGGCCUCGUUGGCCCUGCUCCAGGAGGCCUGGUCCUGGCCGGCCGGUGCUUCCGACUGGGGACCGCUCGUGGGCUCGGUAGCCUGUUCGACCGCCGCCUUCUUGGGGAUGACGCACGGCCUCACCCGCAUCCACCCGGCACUGGUGUCGGCUAGCCAGGGCCUGGAGGCGCCCCUGGCCACGGCGGCCCACCUUGCUAUGGUGCAGCUGGCCCCCAGCGCCCCCGAGGUGGUCGGGAACGCCAUGGUGGUCCUGAGUGUCGGCUGGUUGGUGACCAUGAAGCUGUUGCCCUCUCGCGGGGCCGGCCGGCGUCACCGGGAGGAAUACGAGGAGAUUCUAGACUCACCCAUUAAAUGAGAAACAUUCGCUCUAACAUGUAAAUUGUACAUGCUUACUGGAGUUUUAUUAUCCCCGCCAAGCACAAAGUUAGAUUCAGGAGAUUGGUUAGUUUGUUAGUCAUUUGUCAGCUCUUGAAAAAAAGAACUUUGCAAUUUUCCAGGUAAUUUGUCGAGGGGUGGUGCACAGGCCACGGGAAAACACUCCUAAAUCCUACUCCUAUCCCUAACCCUCAUCCUUACCCAAAUCCAAUUACCCUAAAACCUAUCCACUGACCCUCACCCUCGAACCUUAACCCUAAAUUUAUCCCUAGCCACCUAAUCCGAACCCUUAGUCCUAACUCUAGUCCCAUAACUCUAAACCCUAGCCCGAAACCCUUUCCCCGAACCCCGAAUUGUAACCCUAAACAUAACCUGAACCCUAACCCCGAAUCCUGCCCAAACCCUCACCCCAGAAUCCCCUGACCUUAGCCCUGAACCCAACAUUUAAAGCUAAACCUUCAUUGUGAUUCCUAACCCGAUUACCCUUAAACCUUUCUCCCUAACACCCUAAUCCUCCUCACUUCUAAAUUUUGCCUAGACCCAAACACUAACUCCUAACCCUAAAACCUGUCCUCUAACCCCCUAUUCCUAACCCUAACCUCAACCCAAAAACCCCCAACCCUUUUAGUGAUACUUUCGCCCAUCAGUGACUAAGGUCUCCCUUUGUAACACAUAAAUGUCAUCCAGGAAGUAGCCUGCAAACUUCUAACAAACAAAAACAUGGCAAUCCAAAUUUCCCCCCCACUUUUUUUUGCACCGUUUGGCCUUGGUAAAGGUCUUUGAGUGCCAUUCUAGUCUCAUUUGUGCUAGCCUUAUUCUCAAUUUUAACUUUUUUGGGGGGGAGAGUGUGAUAAAACAAAAAGUACCAACGUAGUGUCGUCUAUUAAUGUUGUGACAAUAAAAUUUCGCUAACGAACAAACGGCUCGACUCUUUAAGUUGGUAUCGAUCACGAUUCCUGAAGGGGAGGUAUGUAUUUAUGAGGCUAUUGGCUUCACUUCACUUUGCGCUCGCCUGCCAAGGAUCGAUGCCGUCCAUUCCUUGGAUGGUAUUUGGCAACCACAUAGCGGUGAAAAAACAGUGAAGGCUGAAGAAGUGAGGGAAAAAAAGGAAGACAAAAGUGGCCGUCAAUGCCACAGACUGAAGUCAGUUGGCGGAUCCAAACAGAAACCGGGCAGGAUGCAGUGAUUCAUGACAUGGCAUCACUGCAUACUGCAUUUCAAGGAAUAUGCUGGAAGAAGAACACUACUUUCAGAGUUGUGACAAUAUAAACAGAAACAGUGCAGGAUGCAGUGAUUCACCACAUGGAAUGAAUGCAUCCUGCACUCUUUCUGUUUAGUUUCAAUGCUGGAAGAAGCGAAUUACUUGCAGAGUAGUGAAACCAAACAGAAACGGUGCACAAUGCAGCAAUUCUGUGCAAUUCAUCACUCCAGUCUGCACCACUGCUGUUUCAUCACACAAAAUAAAUGCAUCUUGCACAGUGAGGAAUGUGCACACUAUUUGCAGCGAAACCAAACAGAAAUGGUGCGGAAUGCCGUGAUUCUGUGUGAUGAAUGACUGCAUCCUGCACCAUUUCUAUUUGGUUUGUGUACCUGUUCUGACAUUUUCCUGAACAUCACCCACAUGCUUUUGUAUUCAUUCUUGUCAAACCAAACAGAAAUGGUGCAGGAUGCAAUGAUCCCUUACACAGAAUCUCUGUGUCCUGCACCGUUUCUGUUUUGUUUCACUAUUCUGCAAGCACUGUACUUCUUCCAGCAAUUCCCAAAUCAUUAGCCACCUGCUUUUGUAUUUGCGCUCAUUAUCAGCACACCUCUCUCGCGCCGUAUACAGUUAAAGUGCGCCACAAAGCCUACACAUUCAGCGUCUCAUUAGUUGUGACAUUUGCGAGGAUAAAAAGAACACGGGACAACCAUCUAGUUAUUGAAGAAUGUGGUCAUGUGACGUUAUUAUGCUACGUUGUGAGUCAAAUUGACCCAUUUUAUAAGCUAAAAAAGGAAAAUGUGAAAACAAACAAGCUUACAAAUAAUGUCAAAAUGUUAAGAUGUUAAGUAUUGUGUAAUAUAUUCAUUUUGUGUUGCUUCUUCUAAUUUUAUUUUUUGAUGACUAAACAUGCAGCGGGUCAUGUUGACCCGUGAACAAUUUUGUUGUAGCAGAGAAACAAACGUAACAGGAGGGUUAAGGCCUAAUCAAGAUCACAUUCCUUUUUUUUUUUUUUUUUGCUUGACCAAAAAUAAAUACAGCGAGGUAGACAUAAAAGGAGUCCACUUGUCU
Phyllopteryx taeniolatus (common seadragon) is the source of this 4229-nucleotide messenger RNA. RefSeq names its product solute carrier family 35 member G2a (gene slc35g2a). The record is from RefSeq and is a predicted model, not a curated record. Bases 579 to 1940 code for a protein of 453 amino acids. NCBI's taxonomy places the organism in Eukaryota, Metazoa, Chordata, Actinopteri, Syngnathiformes, Syngnathidae. The transcript is spliced from 3 exons.